UUUGUGGAGGUCUGUGCCAGGUAUGUGUAGUUUGUCACAGGAUCUAGAGAAGAGUGAGAGCUAUGAUUCACCAGAGCCGUCACCGCUGACAAAACGAGCAUUUGGGGAAGUUGCUCAGCCUCUCCGAAUUUGGCUUGCCUCUGUAAAAAAAUAUAAAAAAAAUAAAAAAAAAAAACCUGAGCACCUCAGCUGGCCUCCCCCCCGUUUUGCUUGGACUGUUAUCCAGAUGGUGUCACGCGUGCGAUCGCGGUUUGCAAAACCCCCAAGCGCGGCGGUUUCGCGGGCCUGCACUCUGAUGCCGGUGGCACCCGAGGCGAUGGUGGUGACGGCAACUUGUUCCAAGGAUGUGGAGUUGCCCUGCACGCCCCGCUGGGACCCGCCGGUUCCCUACACAGUCUCUUGGGCUAAGAUAACGGAGGUCGGAGAAGAGAGGAUAGAGGUCCUUCAAGAAGAUCUGCACAAUUAUCAGCAUAAGCAGAAGAACUCAACUUCUCUGAGGCUCCAAAAUAUUACCAGCUGCAACUCAGGAACAUAUAGAUGCACUCUGGUGGAGCUGGCAGGGCAGAGAAACCAAAGUGGCAUGGUGACUUUGAAAGUGACAGGAUGCCCUAAGAAAGGCAAAGAAGAGAACUUUAAAAACUACAAAACUGAAAUUGUACUGCUGGUGGUGCUGGUUGUCUUUUACCUGACACUCAUCAUUUUCACUUGUAAGUUUGCAAGACAUCAAAGUAUAUUUCCAGACUUUUCUAAACCUGGGAUUGAACCAGCUUUUCUACUAGUCACUUCCCCAAAUAAGCAUUUGGAGCCAGUGACACUUCACAAGACUGAACCAGUAUGAAGAAGGAUAUCCUCUGGGGUUUUAUUUUUUCCCCUAAAGUCAAAAGCUAAGUGCUAUGCUUAGACAUGAGAAGAAUGAGUCGUACUCUGAAGAAGACAUCCUUCCUGUGAAGUCUUUCACCUAAACUGAAACAUCCCAAAGUGGAUCCCACACUAUGUUUUGUGGACAGGGCCUUGGAAACCACUACAUGAUCGUGCUACAUAGAGCUACCUGCUCUAUAGUAAUGCUUUUUCAUGGAUACCUGCUUCAUGACGUAGUUACUCAUCUGGUCAACCUCCUGUGAGCUAUGGUGAGAUUCAGCUAGAAAAGGGUCUUGAGAAAUGUAAAUGCUCAGAGCUGGCCCUGGGACAGAUUCUUGAGGAUGGUUGUCCUCUUCCACAUCUGGGAAGCAUCUCUUUGAAUUUGCAGUGUUUUCUUGUACUAACCCAGAUGUUUUAUAUUUGGAGGAAACUGACAAGGCAAGCCAUAAGACAAUGAGAAAUAUUUAGCAAGUAACUUCCUCGUGUGAAGACCCUGUUAUUAGUAGGGAGUGAAUAUGUGUACAUAGAAAUAAUAGGUCAAUGAACUAUUCCUCAACAUGGCCUUUUCAUCUGGGAAAGGCAUUCAUAAUGGAACAAUGAUGACAAGUGCCAUGCUUAUUUUUAUAUCUGUAUAUGUAUGAUAAAGAAGGAUUUGUAAUUUUUUUUUGUUUUGAAAGCUGUAUCUACAAAUAAAGAUAAUUUCUUUUUUUUUUUUUUUUUCCUCCUCCAGGGAGGGCUCAGUGCCUGCACCAUGAAUCCACCGCUCCUGGAGGCCAUUUUUUCCCCCUUUUGUUGCCCUUGUUGUAGCUUCGUUGUGGUUAUGAUUAUUGCCCUUGUUGACGCAAUUCGUUGUUGGAUAGGACAGAGAGAAAUGGAGAGAGGAGGGGAAGACAGAGAAGGGGAGAGAAAGAUAGACACCUGCAGACCUGCUUCACCGCCUGUGAAGCGACUCCCCUGCAGGUGGGGAGCCAGGGGCUCGAACCGGGAUCCUUACACCGGUCCCUGCGCUUUGCGCCACAUGCGCUUAACCCACUACGCCACCGCCCGACCCCCAAUAAAGAUAAUUUCUAGCAGACAAGCGGACUAAAUGUGUACAAAGAGAAUGACAUAAGAUUAGAGAACUAUUGUGACUUGGCAGGAAUGCUAGACCACUUGUGCACACUGGGUCCUCGCCCUUAUUUUCCUACUACUUGGUUUUAUGAUCUUUGUAAAAUUUCUUCUGGCUUUUACUUUCAGAGUUGUAAACCAAAAGGUUGUUGAAUGGAUUGAUUGAAAUAAUUUAUGUGAAAAUACUUUUUAAAAAGUAUAAAGCACAAUACAAAAUAGAAAUUCCAUUG
Molecule: messenger RNA, 2195 nt
Organism: Erinaceus europaeus (western European hedgehog)
Lineage: Eukaryota; Metazoa; Chordata; Mammalia; Eulipotyphla; Erinaceidae
Gene: CD83
Product: CD83 molecule
Exons: 5
Coding region: 23-838 (271 amino acids)
Source: RefSeq, a predicted model, not a curated record